Molecule: messenger RNA, 2243 nt
Organism: Aaosphaeria arxii CBS 175.79
Lineage: Eukaryota; Fungi; Ascomycota; Dothideomycetes; Pleosporales
Exons: 3
Coding region: 497-1963 (488 amino acids)
Biological process (GO): endocytosis; plasma membrane tubulation; actin cortical patch localization
Cellular component (GO): mating projection tip; Rvs161p-Rvs167p complex; actin cortical patch
Molecular function (GO): lipid binding; protein binding
Source: RefSeq, a predicted model, not a curated record
GCUCUCCGUCAGGCUUCCAAUCCACCAUAUCCAUUUCCAUUACCAAUUAAACAACUCCCCAACUAAAUGCUGAGUUGCCUACCUUAUUUCAUCACAAGCUCAUCCAUCCACCUACUCGGCUGGGGCUGAAACCCUGAAACACGACAAAUCUCCAGCACAAGCACAAGCACCGCCGCGCCCUCUCCCCACCUUCUCACUCUUUCCCCUUCCUAUAUUGCCUGCGCCUCCAAACUCAACCACCACCCACCUACCCACUGUCCCAUAUUCCACUCCCCUAGGUCACAUACCUUACCCAUGCUUGCUUUUCGACGCUUCAUCACCAAUGCCAUCAACUAAUCGACCAUUUCUAUUACUGUCGCAGCCCUAAGCACCUCACCUCUCCACUUCACCCAGUGCUGCUACGUUGGUUCCAAACGACAACCCAACUUGACGGACACCUUCCAGCUCCCUCGACACCAUCCUCUCUGACUCCCCCACCCCUCCACCUUCAUUCACAAUGCAGCGCAUGCAGAGGAAGUUUGGCCGCUUCCUGCCUAGGACGCCAAAUGAGGCCGACAUCGCAUCCAUGCUGCGUGACUUCGAGGAUUCCGCCGAGAUGUUGGAAAAGAUCGAGGCCGCCGCGAAGCAAUGGCGCGACGCAUGGACAAACAUUCUGGCUCACCAGCUGAGUGCCAUUGAACAUUACCACACCCUAUACAAACCAUUGGGCGCAAAGGGAGGCGAUUAUGGCUCCCACGUAUACGUCGAUACCCCCGAGGCGACCCUCGAGCGCUGCGUACAACUGGAACAAGCCUUCAACGAGCUGAAGAUUGACAUGAUGGAAGAGGUCAAGGACAUAGACAAGAAGCUCAUCAUCCCCGCCCAACUCGCCCGAGACGCCCUGAAGCCAAUGCAAAAGGCAAUCAAGAAGCGUGAGGACAAGAAGGUCGACUAUGAGAGAUACAAGAGUCGUACUGAGACACUCGAAAGCAAAAAGACCCGCUCCGACCGAGACAAUACAGCCUUGACGAAGCACACCGGUGACCUCCAGCGCGCUACACAAGAGUACGAACAUGCCGACGAAGCUCUCCGCGUCCAACUUCCCCGAUUGAACGCAGCUACUUUCUCCAUACUACCACAUCUUCUCGCGAACCAAAUCAUACUACAGAACAAUUUGAUCGGAAACCUCUACACCGUACUGCAUCAAUACUCCCGAGAACAAGGCUACCCGGACCCGCCGCCGGAGCUUGAAGAGGUGAUUCCAGUGUUCGAAGGAGCUUUCACCUCGCUUCGAAAUGAGGUCGAGACGGGUUUCGACGUCCUCAAGGGUGGUAAGGCUAUACACCAGCCAAUGCGAUUACCCGACAAGGGAGACACAAUCUCCGGUUUGGGAAUAAGGAACAAGGUCAUGCCUAGCCGGCGAACCAGUAGCAAUACCAGCGUUCCUACAGUCAGGACCACGUCGCCGAGGCCAGGCUAUGGUUUACCGCCAGCAUACGAGGAUCACAACAACGGACCACCUGUCAAUCUGUCUAGCAAACCCUCCAUCAGCUCACUCAAUGCCUCCAAACCGAAGAUUGGAGCCCACUCGCCAGGCCUAAGUCCUUCUCCGUCGCACGACCCAUGGAAUAGGCGACCAUCGACGGCAUCAUACGCAUCUUCGAAUGGCACCAAUACGACGGGGGGCGCACACGAUGACUAUUUCGGCAGGCCAAGAAUCCCUUCCGCUGCGUCAUCCUCUAUAUCGCCCAAUCCAGCGGCAGGCAAAAAGAAGCCACCGCCCCCUCCACCAAAGAAGAUUGGAUCGUUCCACGGCGAAUACGUGACCGCCAUGUAUGACUUCAUGGCGGAAGGUACAGGCGACUUGUCCUUUCAAGAAGGCGACCGCAUUCGAGUCGUUAAAAAGACGAACAGUUCGCAGGACUGGUGGGAGGGUGAAUUGCGGGGCGUCAAGGGCAGUUUCCCAGCAAAUUAUUGCAAGUAGACUUGAUUCAAGUGAAGCGUUCAAGAUUGGUAUUGAAGGCAUAGCCAAGCGGGGGAACACGAAAGCAUAUUGUCACUUCAAAGGGGAUCUUUCGGCAUUCAAUUGCAUUGUGGUGGGGGCUCGAUCAUUAUAGACGGGAGCACGGGUUGGGAAAAUGCCUGGGUUUGCGGCGUCAUCACUAGGAAUGGCCAGAACAGUUUUUCGACGGUAAAAGAACAAUAAUUUUAUAGUGAAACCGAGUUAUCAAAACUCUUUCAAUCAAAAUCUCUUCAUUGAACAG